GGGGCCGGGGGCCGGGCUUCCCGGGGGAGGGCCCGCGGCGCUCCGGGAGGCGGCGGUCCGGGCCCGGAGCCACAGGACUCCGGCGGGAGCGUGGCCGGACCCCAGCCCCCGGAGCGCGCGGGGAGGACGCGCUUCAAGGCAGAGUCGCAGUGGCAGCUUUGAGAGUUGGACAGCCAGGAGACCCUGAAGUGAUCUCUAGGCUCCAGCCCCAGCCUGCCACCAUUCCAUGCUGCAGGAACACCAUGGCUCCAGAGGAAGGCACUGGAGGGGAGGCCGUGGAGGGCAGUUUCUGGGAGGCUGGCAACUACAGGCGGACAGUGCAGCGGGUGGAAGACGGGCACCGGCUGUGCGGGGACCUGGUCAGCUGCUUCCAGGAGCGGGCCCGCAUCGAGAAGGCCUACGCCCAGCAGCUGGCUGACUGGGCCCGGAAGUGGAGGGGUACCGUGGAGAAGGGCCCCCAGUACGGCACGCUGGAGAAGGCCUGGCACGCCUUCUUCACAGCGGCUGAGCGGCUGAGCGCGCUGCACCUGGAGGUUCGGGAGAAGCUUCACGGGCCGGACAGUGAGCGGGUGCGUGCCUGGCAGCGGGGGGCCUUCCACCGGCCGGUGCUGGGGGGCUUCCGAGAGAGCCGGGCUGCGGAGGACAGCUUCCGCAAGGCCCAAAAGCCCUGGCUGAAGAGACUGAAGGAGGUGGAGGCUUCCAAGAAGAGUUACCACGGAGCCCGGAAGGAGGAGAAGACAGCCCAGACUCGGGAGAGCCACGCGAAGGCGGACAGCACGGUCUCCCAGGACCAGCUGCGCAAGCUGCAGGUGCGGCUGGACCGCUGCACCAAGGAGGCCGAGAAGACAAAAACCCAGUAUGAGCAGUCGCUGGCAGAGCUGCACCGCUACACCCCGCGCUACAUGGAAGACAUGGAGCAGGCCUUCGAGACCUGCCAGGCCGCUGAGCGCCAGCGGCUUCUCUUCUUCAAGGAUAUGCUGCUCACCUUACACCAGCACCUUGACCUCUCCAGCAGUGAGAGGUUCCAUGAGCUCCACAGAGACCUGCAUCAGGGUAUCGAGGCAGCCAGCGAUGAGCAGGAUCUGCGCUGGUGGCGCAGCACCCACGGGCCGGGCAUGGCCAUGCACUGGCCACAGUUUGAGGAGUGGUCCUUGGACACACAGAGGACAAUUAACCGGAAGGAGAAGGGCGGCCGGAGCCCUGAUGAGGUUACUCUGACCAGCAUCGGACCUACAAGAGAUGGCGCUGUGCCCCCACCUCAGUCCCCCGGAUCUCCACGCAGUGGGCAGGAUGAGGAGUGGUCGGAUGAGGAGAGUUCCCGGAAGACUGCCACUGGGGUGCGGGUGCGGGCGCUCUAUGACUACGCUGGCCAGGAAGCUGAUGAGCUAAGCUUCCGAGCAGGGGAGGAGCUGCUGAAGAUGAGCGAGGAGGACGAGCAGGGCUGGUGCCAGGGCCAGCUGCAGAGUGGCCGCAUUGGCCUGUAUCCUGCCAAUUACGUGGAGUGUGUGGGGGCCUGACAGCCCUGGCAGCCCUUCUGCAAUGUUUCUCCACCCUGAGCCAGAGCCCAGCUUCUGGACAGCUGGACCCGAGGGCCCUGCACCAGUGCCGCUGCUGUCCCUCUGUCCCUUGAGGAGGGAGGAAGUCCUGGGGGGUCAGGGAGGGGAGGGGCUGACUGAGUCUAGCCUGUGGGUAAAUGGGAGGUUAGGAGGUCAUAGAAGGGUACCUAGGCCUCCCCAGGAGUGUUUGGUUUCCCCAGGAGCCAUGGGCCGAAUUCCUGGUCUCUGUGUUUUGGGGUUCCUGGGGUGGGCGUGAGGUGAGUGUUGUUCUGAGCUAGCAACAAUCUUUUGUGGCUUGUUCUAGUGUGUAUUAAACUUGAAAAAAAAAUAAAAAAGCGUUUUCAGG
This is a messenger RNA of Pipistrellus kuhlii (Kuhl's pipistrelle), 1902 nucleotides long. RefSeq names its product protein kinase C and casein kinase substrate in neurons 3 (gene PACSIN3). NCBI's taxonomy places the organism in Eukaryota, Metazoa, Chordata, Mammalia, Chiroptera, Vespertilionidae. Gene Ontology annotation, molecular function: phospholipid binding; protein binding. Gene Ontology annotation, cellular component: endosome; plasma membrane; cytoplasm. Bases 243 to 1517 code for a protein of 424 amino acids. The record is from RefSeq and is a predicted model, not a curated record. Gene Ontology annotation, biological process: plasma membrane tubulation; regulation of endocytosis; cytoskeleton organization. The transcript has 11 exons.